Ceratotherium simum simum (southern white rhinoceros) is the source of this 7351-nucleotide messenger RNA. The record is from RefSeq and is a predicted model, not a curated record. Lineage: Eukaryota; Metazoa; Chordata; Mammalia; Perissodactyla; Rhinocerotidae.
AUGACAAGUGGUGGGCCAAAGGUGCUGGAAACAGCGGAGGAGAUCCAGAAGAGGCGUCAGGAGGUGUUGACUCGGUACCAGAGGUUCAAGGAGCUGGUUGCUGAGAGGGGUCAGAAGCUUGAAGAGUCCUAUCACUACCAGGUUUUCAGACGAGAUGCAGAUGACCUGGAGAAAUGGAUCUUGGAGAAACUUAAGAUUGCAGAAGAUAAGAGCUAUGAAGACCCAACUAACAUACAGGGGAAAUAUCGGAAGCAUGAAUCCUUCGAAGCAGAGGUACAAGCAAAAUCAAGGGUCAUCCCUGAACUGGAAGAAAUCAGAACAGUUCGAUUUCCUGAGGGACAUUUUGCCCAUGAGGACACCAAGAACCACCUAGAUGAAUUGCGCCAUCUGUGGGACCUGUUGUCAGAGCUGACUCAGGAGAAGGGUACCCUGCUGCUGCGGGCCCUGAAGCUACACCAGUACUUGCAAGAGUGUGCUGACAUCUUGGAGUGGAUUGCAGACAAGGAAGCUAUAGUGACAUCAGUAGAGCUAGGUGAGGACUGGGAGAAAACAGAGAUUCUGCAUAAGAAGUUUGAAGAGUUCCAAGAGGAGCUGACAGCUCGAAAGAGGAGAGUGGAUCGAGUGAACCAAUAUGCCAAUGAGUGUGCUGAGGAGAACCAUCCGGAGCUGCCCUUGAUUAAGUCAAAGCAGGAUGAGGUGAAUUCUGCCUGGGAGCGUCUCUACAGUCUGGCUCUCCAGAGACAGAAAACACUGUCUGAUGCUACAGACCUCCAGCGAUUCAAAAGGGAUGUGACCGAAGCCAUCCAGUGGAUCAAGGAGAAGGAGCCUCAACUCACCUCUGAAGACUAUGGCAAAGACCUUAUUAGCUCUGAGGCACUGUUUCACAAUCACAAGAGACUUGAGAGGAGCCUUGCAGUCAUGGAUGACAAGGUGAAGGAGUUAUGUGCCAAAGCAGAGAAACUUAAGCUUUCUCAUCCUUCAGAUGCACCUCAGAUUCAAGAGAUGAAAGAGGAUCUCGUCUCCAACUGGGAGCACAUUCGAGCGUUGGCUACCAACAGAUAUGCAAAGCUAAAGGCUUCUUAUUGGUACCAGCGAUUCUUAUCUGACUAUGAUGAGCUCUCUGGCUGGACGACAGAGAAGACUGCUCUGAUCAAUGCUGAUGAGCUGCCUACAGAUGUGGCUGGUGGGGAAGCCCUACUAGACAGGCAUCGACAGCACAAGCAUGAGAUUGACUCUUAUGACGACCGAUUUCAAUCAGCUGCUGAGACUGGUCAAGACCUGCUGGAUGCAAAUCAUGAAGCCUCUGAGGAAGUUCGGGAAAAGAUGGAAACACUUGCCAAUAACUGGGCAGCCCUGUUGGAACUGUGGGUCAAGCGUCAGCAUCAGUAUGAGCAGUGUUUGGACUUGCACCUCUUCUACCGUGACAGUGAGCAAGUGGACAGUUGGAUGAGUAGACAAGAGGCUUUCCUGGAAAACGAGGACCUGGGAAACUCCUUGGGCAGUGUGGAAGCCCUUCGUCAGAAGCAUGAUGAUUUUGAAGAAGCCUUUACUGCCCAGGAGGAGAAGAUCACAACCUUAGACAAGACUGCAACCAAACUGAUUGAUAAUGACCAUUAUGAUUCAGAGAACAUUGGUGCUAUCCGGGACACGUUGUUGGCUCGGCGGGAUGUCCUACGUGAAAGGGCUGCCAUUCGACGCAGAUUGCUGGAGGAUUCAUGGCUUCUGCAGAAACUGAAUCAGGACUCAGAUGACCUAAAGAACUGGAUCAACAAGAAGAAAAAGUUGGCAGAUGAUGAAGAGUACAAGGAUACACAGAACUUGAAAAGCCAGGUUCAAAAGCAACAAGUCUUUGAAGAGGAACUGGCAGCUAAUGAGAUUCUGCUCAAUGACCUAAAAAAAACUGGCCAGAAGAUGAUUGAGGAUGAUCACUAUGCUUCUGACAUUGUAACUGCUCGUGUGAAUGAAGUUGACAGACUCUGGAAGGAAUUGCUGGAGGCUACAGAACAGAAAGGGACUGAGUUGCAUAAAGCUAACAAGCUGCUGCAAUUUGAAAAUAAUGCAGAAGAUCUGAAGCGCUGGCUGGAGGAGGUGAAGUGGCAGGCUGCCUCUGAGGAUUAUGGGAGAGGCCUGGCAGAUGUACAAAAUCUACUCAGGAAGCAUGGCCUUCUGGAGUCUGCUGUGGCUGCUCGUCAGGAUCAGGUGGACACCAUCACAGACCUGGCGGCAUAUUUUGAAGAAACAGGGCAUCCCGAUGCUGGGGACCUACGGGGCAGGCAGGAGUCCCUGGUGUCCCAGUUUGAAGCCCUGAAAGAGACGCUGGCCACCCGGAAGAAGAAGCUCAUCGACUUUUUCCUCCUGCAUCAGAUCUACAGAGACACAGAAGACGAGGAGGCCUGGAUCCAAGAGACUGAACCCUCAGCCGCUUCCACCUACCUUGGCAAGGAUCUGAUUUCUUCCAAGAAUCUUCUGAACAGACACCAAGUCAUCCAGGCUGACAUUGCCAGCCAUGAGCCACACAUCCAAGCAAUAACAGAGAGAGGAAACAAAAUGGUAGAGGAAGGACACUUUGCUGCAGAAGAUGUGGCCUCAAAGGUUAAGAGUUUGAAUGAGAAUAUGGAGUCUCUCCAGGCUCGAGCUGCUAGACGGCAGAAUGAUCUUGAGGCCAAUGUCCAGUUUCAGCAGUACCUGGCUGACCUGCAUGAAGCAGAAGCAUGGAUUAGAGAGAAGGAGCCUAUUGUAGACAACACUAACUAUGGAGCUGAUGAAGAAGCAGCUGGGCAACAGCAGGCUGCACCAGUGGAGGGAGCUGCUGGAGAAGUGAGGGUUGUGGCUUUAUAUGACUUCCAGGCCCGCUGCAACCGAGAAGUCACGAUGAAGAAAGAUGAUGUCUUAACUCUGCUCAGUUGCAUCAACAAGGUGACUUUCUUUGCUAAUCUUCUUCCCAUCAACAAGGUGGCUCUUCCACAGUACCGCUCCCUCCUUGAUCGUGCAGAAGAACGCCGACGUCGUCUAUUGCAACGUUACAAUGAGUUUUUGCUGGCCUAUGAGGCAGGAGACAUGCUGGACUGGAUCCGAGAGAAAAAGGCAGAUAACACUGGGGUGGAACUAGAUGAUGUUUGGGAGCUUCAGAAAAAGUUUGAUGAGUUCCAAACGGAUUUGAAGACCAAUGAGCCUCGGCUGAGGGAUAUCAACAAGGUGGCUGAUGAUCUUCUAUUUGAAGACCUUCUAACACCAGAAGGAGCUCAAAUACGGCAGGAGUUGAAUACACGCUGGGACUCCCUGCAGCGGCUUGCAGAGGAACAGCGCCAGCUGCUGGGCAGUGCCCAUGCUGUCCAGAUGUUUCACAGAGAUGCAGAUGACAUGAAGGAUCAGAUUGAAAAGAAGUGCCAGGCCCUCAGUGCUGCGGAUCCUGGCUCAGACCUGUUCAGUGUUCAGGCCCUUCAGCGACAGCAUGACGGCUUUGAGAGAGACCUCAUACCCCUGGGGGAAAAGGUGACCAUACUGGGGGAGACAGCAGAGCGGCUCAGUGAGUCCCAUCCAGAUGCCACUGACGACCUGCAGAGGCAGCGAGUGGAGCUGAAUGAGGCCUGGGAUGACCUGCUGGGGCGUACGAAUGAUCGUAAGGAGAACCUAAAGGAGGACCAGAAAUUCUACCUGUUCCUCAGCAAGGCCAGGGACUUACAGAAUUGGAUCAGUGGCAUUAGUGGCGUGGUAUCAUCACAGGAGCUGGCUCAGGAUUUAAUUGGCACCGAGAUCUUGAUAGAGCGACAUCAGGAGCAUCAUGCUGACAUGGAGGCCAAGGCUCCCAACUUCCAGGACUUAGAAGACUUUGGUGCAGAACUUAUAAACAGUGGGCACCGUGCCAGCCCUGAAAUUCAAGAAAAGCUUCAAGCUGUCAGACUAGAGAGGGAUGAUUUGGAGAAAGCUUGGGAACAACGCAAGAAGAUGCUAGAUCAGUGUCUGCAGUUGCAGUUGUUCCAAGGGAACUGUGAUCAGGCUGAGAGCUGGAUGGCGGCACGUGAGAAUGUCCUGAGGUCAGAUGAUAAGGGUUUAUUAGACAGUCUGGAGGCCUUGAUGAAGAAACGCGAUGAUUUGGACAAAGCAAUCACUGCCCAGGAAAAGAAGAUCACUGAACUAGAACAUUUUGCUGAUCAGCUCAUAGAUGAUGACCACUAUGCCAAGGAAGAGAUUGCUGCUCGGCUCAAACAUGUGCUAGACAGAUGGAAGGCUCUCAAAGAACAGCUGACUGCUGAGCGUACAAAAUUGGGAGACUAUGCUGACCUAAAACAAUUCUACCGUGACCUUGAAGACCUAGAAGAAUGGAUCAGUGAGAUGCUGCCCAUAGCCUGUGAUGAAUCCUACAAAGACCCCACCAACAUUCAGAGGAAAUAUCUGAAGCACCAGACCUUUGAAAAUGAAGUCAAUGGCCGAGCUGAGCAGGUGAAAGGAGUCAUCAACAUGGGGAAUUCCCUGAUUGAGCGGAGAGCGUGUGAUGGCAAAGAAGAGACCGUGAAGGGUCAAUUGGAAGAGCUGGAGAAACACUGGGACGACCUGUUUACGAAAACAAUUGACAAAGGAGAGAAGCUCAAUGAGGCUAGUCGCCAACAGAGGUUCAACACAGGCAUCCGGGACUUUGAGCUUUGGCUCUCAGAGGCAGAAACACUGCUGGCCAUGAAAGAUCAGGCCAGGGACUUGGCAUCUGCAGGAAACCUGCUCAAGAAGCAUCAGUUAUUGGAAACAGAGAUGUUGACCCGAGAGGAUGCACUCAAGGACCUGAAUCAGUUGGCUACUGAUCUGCUCUCCAGUGGGACUUUCAAUGCUGACCAAAUUGUGGAGAAAAGAGAUAAUGUCAACAGCCGCUUCCUGAAUGUCCAGAACUUAGCAGCUGCACACCAUGAGAAAUUGAAAGAGGACUACGCCUUGUUCCAGUUCUUCCAAGACCUGGAUGAUGAGGAAUCCUGGAUAGAGGAUAAGUUAAUUCGAGUGAGCUCCCAGGACUAUGGGAGGGAUCUGCAGGGGGUUCAAAACUUAAUGAAGAAGCACAGACGCCUAGAGGGGGAGCUGGUGGCACAUGAACCCGCCAUCCAGAAUGUGCUGGAUACGGCAAAGAAGCUAGGAGACAAGGCUGCUGUGGGGCAAGAGCAGAUCCAGAAGCGACUGGCUCAGUUUGUUCAACACUGGGAGAAGCUCAAAGAGUUGGCCAAGGCUCGAGGGCUUCGACUGGGAGAGUCUCUAGAAUACUUGCAGUUCAUGGAGAAGGCUGAGGAGGAGGAAGCUUGGAUCAGUGAAAAGGAAGCUAUGGUUGCCCAAGGGGAUUGUGGAGACACAUUGGCUGCUACUCAGAGCUUGCUAAAGAAGCAUGAAACAUUGGCUAAUGACUUUGCUGUCCAUGAGACCCGAGUGCAAAAUGUCUGUGCUCAAGGAGAAGACAUCCUGAGCAAGGAGGAAAGUCAGCAGAAGGAGAAGAUUUCUGCCAAGAUAGACGUUCUGAAUCAAAAGACCCCUUCUCUGUCCAAGGCAAUAGCUGCUUGGAAGUUGCAAUUGGAAGAUGAUUAUGCCUUUCAGCAAUUUAACUGGAAGGCUGAUGUGGUAGAAGCCUGGAUAGCUGAAAAGGAAAGAAGCCUGAAGAUCAAUGGCAAUGGUGCAGACCUCGCUGCCUUCCUCACUCUCUUGGCAAAGCAGGACACACUGGAUGCCAGUCUGCAGAGCUUCCAGCAGGAGAGACUGUCUGAGAUAACUGACCUAAAGGACCAACUAGUGGCUGCUCAGCACAGCCAGACCAAAGCCAUUGAGGAGCGCCACACUGCCCUGCUGAGUCGCUGGGAACAGCUGCUGGAAGCCUGUGCAGCCCACAGACAGAAAUUGCUGGAGAAACAGCAGCCCCUGCAGGAGGCUGAGGAGCUCUUCAUGAAAUUUGCACACAAGGCUUCAGCUUUCAACAACUGGUGUGAACAUGCUGAGGAAAACCUGUCAGAGCCUGUGCACUGUGUCUCCCUGAAUGAGAUUCGGCAGCUGCAGAAGGACCAUGAGACCUUCUUGGCCUCUUUGGAAAAGCACCAAACAUAUUUCAAUGAUUUACUGGAGCUAGACCAGCAGAUUAAGGCCUUAAAUGUGCCCUCCAGCCCUUAUACCUGGUUAACAGUAGAAGUACUAGACAGGAUCUGGAAGCACCUAUCUGACGUCAUCAAGGAACGCGAGCAGGAUCUGCAAAAAGAAGAGGCAAGACAGGUCAAGAACUUUGAGAUGUGCCAGGAGUUUGAACAGAAUGCCAGUGCCUUUCUUCAAUGGAUCUUGGAGACCAGAGCUUAUUUUUUGGAUGGAUCUUUGCUCGAAGAAACAGGAACUCUGGAAUCCCAGUUGGAAGCAAAUAAAAGGAAGCAGAAGGAGAUCCAGGCAAUGAAGCGCCAGUUGACCAAGAUUGAGGACCUGGGGGACAGCUUAGAAGAGGCUCUGGUCCUGGACGUCAAAUACAGCACCAUUGGGCUGGCCCAGCAGUGGGAACAGCUCUACCAGCUUGGGAUGCAAAUGCAACACAACCUGGAACAACAGAUCCAAGCCAAAGACACCAGAGGUGUGAGUGAGGAGACACUAAAGGAGUUUAGCAAAACAUUUAGACACUUUGAUGAGAAUUUGACAGGGCGCUUAAGUCACAAAGAUUUCCGGUCCUGCCUGAGAGUGCUCAAUUACAACUUGCCCAUGGUGGAGGAGGAUGAACCUGAGCCCAAGUUUGAGAAAUUCCUAGAUGCUGUCGAUCCAGGAAGGAAGGGCUACAUCUCACGAGAAGACUAUACCUCAUUCCUGAUUGACAAGGAAUCAGAGAACAUCAAGUCCAGCGAUGAAAUAGAGAAUGCUUUCCAAGCCCUAGCAGAGGGCAAGGCCUAUAUUACCAAAGAGGACAUGAAACAGGCCCUAACCCCGGAACAAGUAUCAUUCUGUGCCUCACAUAUGCAGCAAUAUGCGGACCCCCGGGGCCGAAGCCAUGCUGCUGGCUAUGACUAUGUUGGCUUCACCAAUUCCUACUUUGGCAACUGAUAAGCAGCUUUUCCUGUAUCAUAGAAAAUCUUGGUGUGGUGGGAAAUAUUGGGGAAUGAUGGAGACAGGAAUGGAGAGUGGAAAGACAGUCCUGUGUGUGUGUGAGUGUGUAUGUCUGUAUUACAAUUAUUUCAGGACCAGAAAAAAUUUCAAGCUUGGGAGCUAUAAGGCAUUAACAGAGUUGAGAAGAGAAGGCCGUGGGCUAAUUUUGUAUGCAACUGGUUACUACUGAGAGGUGCCAAAGUUUCUAUUUUUUAUUUUUUGAGUUUAGCAUAUCUUUAUUAUUUUUGUUUUGUUCUGAUUAUAGAAUAAAGUGUUU